GUGCAGCCCGGAAGCGAGGUUGGGGAGGUUGUGUGUGUGUUUCCGGUGGCUCCGGGUGGCUACUACCGGCAGCGGUGUAGACGCCGCUGUCAAACCUCCUCGGGAAUAUGUUCUACCACAUCUCCCUGGAGCACGAGAUCUUGCUGCACCCGCGCUAUUUCGGCCCCAACCUGCUCAACACGGUGAAGCAGAAGCUCUUCACCGAGGUGGAGGGGACCUGCACGGGGAAGUACGGCUUUGUAAUUGCUGUCACCACCAUUGACAAUAUUGGUGCUGGUGUGAUCCAGCCAGGCCGAGGCUUUGUCCUUUACCCUGUUAAGUACAAGGCCAUUGUGUUCCGGCCCUUUAAAGGGGAGGUCGUGGAUGCCGUUGUCACUCAGGUCAACAAGGUGGGGCUCUUCACAGAAAUUGGACCGAUGUCCUGCUUCAUCUCUCGACAUUCCAUCCCAUCAGAGAUGGAGUUUGAUCCUAACUCAAACCCACCAUGUUACAAGACAGUGGAUGAGGACAUUGUCAUUCAGCAGGAUGAUGAGAUCCGUUUGAAGAUUGUGGGAACCCGUGUGGACAAGAAUGACAUUUUUGCUAUUGGCUCCCUGAUGGAUGAUUACCUGGGACUUGUGAGCUGAGCACGGGGGCUUCCUACCUUGUUUGGUCGUGAUUCAGGAAGCGUGACUGUCACACAUUGUCCAGAGGCCCCGUCUGGCUGCUGUGGGGAAAGCAAGGAAGGUUUCUUGUGCCCAGAUGACAUCUGGCUCUACUUCUGGCUUAGCUGCCACUCCCAGAGUUUUGAUUUUGUUUCCUAACCAUAAAAGGUCUUCCGUUCUCAUGGAAGUGUUAUCUCCUUCUUUGUUAGGGGCAAUGACUCUUUUAAAAAAGCUGUGGGGCUAAAUGCUCCUUAGCUCCUUUUCCUUGACGUUAUGCCUCAACCAGCCUCAGCCACCCAGGGAUCUGACUAAGCCAUUUGCCAAGGUCAAAAGUUGACCUCACUGAAGGCAAGACACUAAUGUUGGGUCUUUGGCUUUCAAUCAGUGGUACCAUCAUUAGAGUCAUUCUGAGUCCUAAUCUAGUUGCAGAGUGUCCCCCGACCCUUAAAAAUAACCAAGAGCAUAACUGGGAAAGAGAAGAGGGGACGACAGGUAGAGAGGUGACAAGAGGAUAAUGACACAGAUUGUGGGGUCCCAACACAGCUAGGAUGGGUACAUAAACAAUAGAAUCCUUUAUUUGCUAAUUGAUCAUUGGUUGAUUCUAUUAUACUAAAUUGAAUUGAAGAUGUGAAAGGGCUCAUCUCUAGUUUCUCAACUCUAGUUAUGAGUAACAACAAAAAUAGACAUAAAAUGACUACAAGAUUAAGCAAACAUGCCCACCCUCUCUCACAGUAUGCCUUUGCAAUGCUAUUUGUCCACCUUGGAAUGCCCUUUCCCAACUUGUUUGCUGCUAAUCUAUCAAAUCUCAGCUCAGUUAUUCUUGUUUUGUAGCAUUCCCUGACUUUCUUGGGAAGCAGAGCUGUGUAGUAGAGAGCAUUGGAUUUGGAUUGAACCAGACCUGGGUUUCAGUCCUAGCUGGGUUACCUUACAUUUUCUUACUGUAAAAUAGGCAUAAAACCAUCCUUGGGUGGUUGCUGGGAGGAUCAGAUCAUAUAUGCAAGUGGGUAGCAUACAGCCUGGCACAUGAUAGGCACGCAACUGUUAAUUAUUAUUAUAAAAUGCCUAUAAAGCAGUGAUUCUCAACCAGGGUGAUUUCACCACCACCCCCUCCCCCCAACCCAGGGGACAUUUGGCAGUGUCUGGAAACAUUUUCGGUUGUCACAACUUGGAGGGCGGUGCUAAUAUCUUGUAG
Molecule: messenger RNA, 1836 nt
Organism: Trichechus manatus latirostris (Florida manatee)
Lineage: Eukaryota; Metazoa; Chordata; Mammalia; Sirenia; Trichechidae
Gene: POLR2G
Product: RNA polymerase II subunit G
Exons: 8
Coding region: 108-626 (172 amino acids)
Biological process (GO): positive regulation of translational initiation; positive regulation of nuclear-transcribed mRNA poly(A) tail shortening; transcription initiation at RNA polymerase II promoter
Cellular component (GO): P-body; RNA polymerase II, core complex
Molecular function (GO): single-stranded DNA binding; single-stranded RNA binding; translation initiation factor binding
Source: RefSeq, a predicted model, not a curated record